UUUAUAAGUGAGAGAGCACUUACUGCUGGGGGACAGUGUCUAGGCUGUUGAGAGGAAGGAGUAUGGGUUCUUGGGGGGUUUUAGCUACUGGGUUUGCCGUCUUUAUGGGCUUAUGGGUACUAAGAGGGGCCGCGGACGCCUUGCCUGCGUGUGAAUUCCCGGCGAUUUACAACUUUGGGGACUCGAAUUCCGACACGGGUGGCAUAUCGGCUGCGUUUGAACCCAUCCGUGUGCCUUACGGGGAGAGGUUCUUUCAUAAACCGGCCGGUCGAGACGCCGAUGGCCGUCUCAUUGCCGACUUCAUCGCUGAGCAACUGAAACUCCCAUACCUGAGUGCUUACCUCAAUUCACUGGGAACAAACUAUAGGCAUGGUGCGAAUUUCGCCACCGGAGGGUCGACGAUACGGAGGCAGAACGAGACCAUCUUUGAGUACGGGAUAAGCCCGUUCUCACUUGAUAUGCAGAUCGCGCAGUUUAAUCAGUUCAAGCAGCGAACUGCCGAACUUUAUGCCCAAGAAAAAGAUCAGGCUGAGAAGAGCAAACUGCCUGUUCAAGAAGAGUUCUCAAAGGCGCUGUACACGUUCGAUAUUGGGCAGAACGAUCUCUCCGUCGGGUUUAGGAAGUUGAGCUCCGAUCAGCUCAAAGCUGCAUUGCCGGAUAUAGUGAACCAGCUAGCUUCAGCUGUCCAAAACAUAUACGAGAAGGGUGGGAGGUCAUUCUGGAUCCACAACACAGGCCCCAUUGGUUGCUUGCCGGUGAACCUCUUCUACAACCACAAUCCGCCACCGGGCUAUCUUGAUGAAAAUCGGUGUGUCAAGUCCCAGAACGAGGCUGCCAUGGAGUUCAAUCGGAUCCUCAAGGAACGGAUUGUAAAACUGAGGACUGAGCUCCCAGAGGCCGCAAUCACUUACGUGGAUGUGUAUGCAGCUAAAUAUGGACUCAUUAGCAAUGCCAAGAAAGAAGGAUUCACAGACCCGAUGACGGUGUGCUGUGGGUAUCAUGUCGAUUACACCCACAUCUGGUGUGGAAACAAGGGACUUGGUGUCAACAAAACCGAGGUUUUUGGCGGUUCCUGCGAGAAUCCAGCGACUUCCAUCAGCUGGGAUGGGGUGCACUACACGGAGGGUGCAAACCACUGGGUUGCGAGCCAUAUUCUCAAUGGGUCUCUGUCGGACCCUCCCAUCCCGAUCAUUCAAGCAUGCCACAGGCACUAGAGAUUGAGGCUUGUGCUCCAGGGUGAGUUCAUUACCAGAAUCUAGCAAUAAACAUUAGUUCGAGAAAUCGCUUUCCAGAUUUAGUGUAAUACCAUCUUAAUCAAUCAGACUAGAAAGUCUUUUAAUGCCAUUGCCAAAUGAAGAGAGAUCUUGGUGCUGCUAUAUUCGUCCAAUAAUAAGAUCAAUAGAGAAUUUCAAGACGUGUUUAUUUUACGAGUUUGGUGUGGGUUUCGGCCAUGUUUUAAUGAUCCUGCAUACUUAUAUAUUAUUAAUAUGGUUACCCUGUUUCCUUGAAA
This is a messenger RNA of Punica granatum (pomegranate), 1510 nucleotides long. The record is from RefSeq and is a predicted model, not a curated record. Lineage: Eukaryota; Viridiplantae; Streptophyta; Magnoliopsida; Myrtales; Lythraceae.